This is a messenger RNA of Penicillium malachiteum, 2334 nucleotides long. Its product is annotated as snoRNA-splicing protein PRP40. Gene Ontology annotation, molecular function: RNA binding; protein binding. The record is from RefSeq and is a predicted model, not a curated record. Gene Ontology annotation, biological process: mRNA cis splicing, via spliceosome. Gene Ontology annotation, cellular component: U1 snRNP; U2-type prespliceosome. The transcript has 4 exons. Lineage: Eukaryota; Fungi; Ascomycota; Eurotiomycetes; Eurotiales; Aspergillaceae. The coding region runs from base 1 to 2334 and encodes 777 amino acids.
AUGAACUCGAUGAAUGGUCCAGGUGGUGCCCCAGCUGUAUGGCAGGAGGCACGCAAUGCAGAUGGUAGGGUCUAUUACUACAAUGUGCAGACGAAAGUCACACAAUGGGCCAAACCCGUCGAGUUGAUGAACCCCGUUGAGCGAGCCCUGGCUGACCAGCCUUGGAAGGAGUACACAACGGAUGCAGGCCGGAAGUACUGGUCCAAUACGGAGACCAAGCAGAGCACAUGGGAGAUGCCUGAGGUUUACAAGAAUGCGCUGGCACAGGCACCGCCUGCGCCGGUCGCGCCAGUAGCGGCUCCAUCUUUUGUCGCAGGUAGCGGCAGCUCCUACCCGCAUCAACAACGUGAACGCGAUGACUACGAUCGAGGCGAUCGGGGUGACCGAGGUGACCGAGGAUACAACGACCGACGUGGAUAUGGAAAUUUUGAACCGAACAGCAUGGUUGCUGCACCAGCAUUGGCCACCUCCGAACCCGAGUACGGCUCCGUCGAGGAAGCCGAAGGUGCUUUUAUGAAGAUGCUCAAGCGACACAACGUGCAGCCGGAUUGGACCUGGGAACAGACCAUGCGAGUGACGAUUAAAGACCCACAAUACCGCUCUCUCAAGGAUCCACGGGAUCGCAAAACUGCUUUUGAGAAAUAUGCGGUCGAGGUUCGCAUGCAGGAGAAGGAUCGUGCGAAAGAGAGAUUCGCCAAACUCCGAGCAGAUUUUAAUACCAUGCUUCAGCGUCAUCCAGAGAUCAAGCACUACAGUCGUUGGAAGACAAUUCGUCCGAUUAUCGAGGGAGAGACUACUUUCCGGGCAACAAACGAUGAAGAUGAAAGACGCCAGCUUUUCGAGGACUAUGUUACUGAACUCAAGAAGGCCCAUGCAGAGCAACAGGCUGCCACACGAAAGGCCGCUCUGGAUGAAUUAGUCAAAAUUCUGGGCGGUCUAGAACUCGAACCAUACACACGUUGGGCUGAGGCUCAAGCCGUUAUCGAGUCCAAUGACAAGGUGCAGGGUGACCUUAAGUUCAAGGCCCUAACAAAAUGUGAUCUUUUGAAUGCGUUUGAAGACCAUAUUAAGAAUUUGGAACGCACGUUCAACGACGCCCGUCAGGAACAGAAGGCGGCUCGGGCCCGCAAGGAGCGCCACAACCGAGAGAAUUUCCUUGAGCUCCUGAAGGAACUGAGAUCUCAAGGGAAGAUCAAGGCAGGCAGUCAGUGGAUGAACAUCUGUCCCCUGGUUCAGGAGGAUUCCAGGUACCAAGCUAUGCUUGGUCAGUCUGGAUCUACUCCCCUUGACCUAUUCUGGGACAUGGUCGAGGAAGAGGAACGCUCACUUCGUGGUCCUCGCAAUGAUGUGCUGGACGUUCUUGAUGACAAACGCUACGAAGUCACUGCUAAGACCACGUUUGAGGAGUUCAACACUGUGAUUGAAGCUGACCGACGCACCUCCAAGAUCGACCCCGAUAUUCUCCAGCUUAUCUUCGCCCGCAUUCAAGAUAAAGCAGUUCGUCGAGAUGAAGAAGAAAAACAUGCCGCUGAUCGUCACCAGCGUCGUGCCGUUGACGCGCUACGCUCACGUAUCAAGCGGCUUGAACCCCCAGUUCGCGUCACAGAUACAUGGGACCAAAUCCAGCCUCGCCUAGAAAAGUACGAAGAAUACAAGGCUGUUGAGAGCGACGAACUUCGUCAGUCUGCAUUUGACAAGCUUAUUCGACGCCUCAGAGAAAAGGAGGAAGACAUGGAGAAAGACCGUGAGUUGCGUGACCGUGACCGAAAUCGCCGAGACUAUGAUCGUGAAUACCGCAGUCGGGGAGAGAGACGUGGUGGCAGCCGUGCCAGUCGCUCACCCGAGCCAGAUGCCUAUGAAGCAGACCGCCGCAAGGCCCAGGCCGAUCGCGAGCGAUCCUACCGUACUCGUGACGACCGCGAUCGCGACAGAGACCGUGACCGUGAUCGCUACCGUGACCGUGGUGACCGGGACCGGGAUCGUGACCUUGAUCGCCGCCCAGGUCGGGACUUGGACCGCCGCGAAGAUGAGCGCGAGCGCCUGUACCGCACUCGCGGUGACCCCCGCGGAGGUCGUGAUGAGCUAGACUAUGGUGAAACCCGUACUACGGCCAGUGGUGGUGGUGAGCGCAGACGCAGACGAGAAAGCGACGCUGAGAGUGUGGCAAGUCGAUCUGCGAAACGAUACCGUCGGGAGAGCCGUGAGCGUGAACGCAGCAAGGGCCCACGGCGGGAUCGUGCCCGAGAGCGGUCCGCCAUUCCUGAACAGGAGAUGAAGGACGCCGAAAAGGCUAUCCAUUCCGGUAGCGAAGAAGGAGAGAUUGAAGAGGAUUAG